Messenger RNA from Prunus armeniaca (apricot), 285 nucleotides. The record is from the annotation of a GenBank genome assembly. Lineage: Eukaryota; Viridiplantae; Streptophyta; Magnoliopsida; Rosales; Rosaceae.
AUGGCUCGGUCGUUGCGGCCGAGCCGUGCGGCAUUAGAUAAGCACCGUAGGUUUGGCCGGGAUGCGUAUGUGUCAUUGUUGGAACGGCCGAACCGUACUGAGGGUGGGAUCCUGAUGGAGACAACGACGCUUGUGAUGGUGAAACGGUCGGAUCGUUCUGACCGUGUCGUUGUGACGAAGUUACGGAUGCCUCGCCUAGGCCAGGAUGGGCGUGGACGGCUUAGGCGCGUACUGGGCCCGAAUUUCUGGGCCGCGGGAUACUUAGGGUUGUUCCACCCCCAAUGA